Molecule: messenger RNA, 2626 nt
Organism: Naegleria gruberi
Lineage: Eukaryota; Heterolobosea; Eutetramitea; Acrasida; Naegleriidae
Exons: 1
Coding region: 493-2592 (699 amino acids)
Molecular function (GO): protein binding
Source: RefSeq, a predicted model, not a curated record
CAACAUCCAAAUAUACGCGCUCUAUAGGUUAUCAUAAUAUCAUCCGCUAAUCAAGAAGCUGCAGAGCAUUAAUCAUCAACCCGUUCAGGAAGCUUUAAAUCACAUUGUCCUUGUCGCUACUUUUUUUUACUCCAUUUUUGAGGAUUUCCACUUUUGAAAAAAUUUCCAACAACUCGAAAAAAGUAACUGAAAAACAAACUCUAAAAAGACUUAAACCAAAGCUGAAGCUGACUCUCUCAACUUUGUAGUAUUUAUUUCAUCAUUGGCAAUAUAUAUAGAAAAAUAGACUCUAACUUUCCCUAGGAACCUAAAGUUGUGUCAAAGACAUUAUCGACUCUGACUCUUGUAAAUUCAUUAACCAUUUAGUCUCAUUCACUGACCCGUCGGGACUUUCUAGAUUAAUCCUGUAGAUAACUGUCUUCUUCAUCAUCAUCUAUUAUAUUAAUAUAUAUAUAAUUUAAAUUCAUAAUCAAAACAAAUAACAAACAGAAAAUGACUGAAUUUGAAACUUUCGAUGCCAACUCAUUUGUUGGUAUCAUUCCAGUCCCUGAAAUUAGUUUAGAAAGACAAGAUAGUAGUGGUACUAUUCAUCAUAGAACAUUGUCUUCGCCGAAUAAUUACUUAUCUGAACCUAAUUCUUCAUCGCCUCCUACAAUUGCUGGAGCUAAUGGCAUGACAACUGAAGAGGAUUUUGUCAAGGCCAUGCUCUAUGAUGCAUGUCUGAGAGGAGAUUUGAAAUUCAUUCAAGAAAGUUUACAGAAUAUGGCUAAAGAAUAUCAAUCGAAUAGAAAGAGUACUUGUGGUUCGCUAUCUUCAUCAUCUUCAUUGCUGGCGAAUAGUGUUCUCAAUCAGACAGCAACUGAUUUGACAGCAGAUGUCAGGUACAUGUUGCUCUAUACUACAUUCCCAGAACAUCAAGAUUGUAACUUGGUCCAUAUUGCUGCAAAAUCGAAUCAAGUUGAUAUUUUGCAAUGGCUGUUAACUGGAGAAGUUGCUCACCACAUUGAUGCACAACAAUCACCAUUCGAAGAAUCCAAUUUUACUGAAUCAUCCUCCCCUAGAUCCCCACUUGUAAAUCAAUUACUUUUAGCAACCGAUAAUCAUGACGCUACCCCAAUUUUCUAUGCUUGUCAAUCCGGAGCACAAGAUGCUUGUGUUUAUUUGUGUAGUUUUAAAUGUGUUCAAGAUCAAUUGAACACUCAACAUGACAAGUAUGGAUACCUCCCUCUCUAUAUUGCUCUUAAAAGAAAAGAUUACGACCUUUGCGACCUUCUUCAAUUAUUUGGAGCUAAAGUGGACGUUCUUGUUGGAAAUAGUGAGACAUUACUUCACUAUGCUGUCAGAGAAAAGGACAUUCAAAUGGUUGAAUACUUGGCAAAAAUUAAACCUAAUUUAUUGUUAAGGAAAAACCAAAGGGAAGAAAAUCCACUUUUCUCCUUACUCAGCGACAGUAGAGGUGGAAGAAGAAGAAAGAAGAGAACUGACACAAUUUCUGAUUUAGAGUUUGCUGACUCAACUGACAAGUUCAUGUUAGGAUCCUUAGUUUCAGAUAACGAAAGCUACCUGAAUGGUAGCGUCAGCUCUGGAGGAUCAUUUUCUGUAGGAAGUUUGGGAAAUAGCAAUUAUUCGAGUCAACAAAAUGUUAAUGCAAACAAUGAGAUUGUGGAAGAAGAAAAGAUGUUUUUUGCAACCUUCCUUUUCAAAGGAACUUUAAUUUUUGGUGUGGAUACAUUCGAGAAGAGUUUCCUCCAAAAGAACUCAUUCGGAAGAAAUAUCAUUAUGGAAUGUGUUGUUCUAAAUGAUAUGAAGGCCUUCUCCACUUUAUCUCAAUUCCUAAAGGAUUAUUGCGCCACAACAGGAACAGACAGGUUUGUCAACCUCCUUGUCACAGAAACUGAUCAACAACAGAGAAAUUUAAUACACUUAGCAAUCGAAGGAUGUGCCAAACAAGCUGCCUCAUGGAUUUCGAGACACUUGAUUCAAUUGGAUACCAUGUCGGAUCGACCUGUUGAUAGAAACUCUGUUUCUUCAAUGUUUAGUUCGAGAUCAGUCAUUUCAAAUGUUGAAAUUGAGACAUUUAUUACACAUCAAAGAUAUAUUUCAUGCCUGGAAUCAACAAUUGAUUUUGUUGAAUCACUCUCAGGCCACACCAGCACAGCAUUAGGGACUCUCUACUACGCUAAGGAUAAACUUGGAAAUAUUCCAGAAGAUUCCUGCAAGGCAAUCCUGAAGGAAUAUCAGCUUCCUCAACAACACAUGCAACAAAUAAUGCAAACCUUCUCAAAUACCUUACAAAAUGGUUUGAAGAAUAUCAAAACAAUUGAAAGAAAGAAGACCAAACCAAAACAAAUUACCAAGUCAGGAUCCUUCUCUUGGAGAAAGAGCCAACGUUCCACUCACAAUCUCUUCAGUAAUCCUCCACCAAACACUGAUUCUCUAAAUAUUUCAAUCGAUGAUUCAGUUUCUCCAAGUAACCGAAUGUCGACGAAAAGUCUUUAUGGAGAUGAAUCGAGCCCUUCACAUGCACAUUCAUCAACCUCUAAAAAGUUAUCAAAGAUCAAGGCAGCAUUCAUGAAACGGUUGAGAAAAUAAACAGUUCAUAAAGCAAUUUAGUUUAGUAAUUCUU